AUUUUCUUCAAACCAAAGCAAGGGUACAAACAAGUUCAGGCAACUUUCUUGGAGAGAACUUGAGAUCUUAUCAGUUCUGCAGAAGAAGGGAAAUUCUCCUUUAUUGACGGAUGCUUCUCGGCUGCUGUUUACUGAUUGUUUGCUUCAGCAACCCAGACACCAUUUAAGUUGCCUACACUCCAGAGCCUCUUGAUAUGAACAUGGCUGACUCUCAGGACAACGGUCUGAGGAUUGUUCUGGUAGGGAAAACUGGAAGUGGGAAAAGUGCAACAGCGAACACCAUCCUUGGGGCAGAAGUAUUUGCUUCUAAAAUUUCUGCCCACGCUGUUACCAAGACCUGUCAAAAAGCAUCCCGGGAAUGGAAGGGGAGGGACCUUCUUGUUGUUGACACCCCAGGGCUCUUUGACACGAGGAAGAGCCUGGAGACGACCUGUGAGGAAAUCAGCAAGUGUGUCCUCUCCUCCUGCCCCGGGCCUCACGCCAUCGUAGUGGUUCUGCAGCUGGGCCGCUACACAGAGGAAGAGCAGAAAACCGUUGCAUUGAUCAAGGCUCUCUUUGGGAAGGCAGCCAUGAAGCACAUGAUCAUCUUGUUCACUCGCAAAGAUAGUUUGGAGGAUCAGAGCCUAAGUGACUUUAUAGCAGCGGCGGAUGUGAAGCUAAGAAACAUCGUCCAGGAGUGUGGGAACCGCUGCUGCGCCUUCAACAACAGAGCAGAGGAAGCUGAGAAGGAAGCUCAAGUGCAGGAGCUGGUGGAGCUGAUGGAGAAAAUGGUGCAGAACAACGGAGGGGCUCACUUUUCUGAUGCCAUCUACAAGGACGCAGAGGAAAGGCUGAAACGACGGGCAGAGAUCCUGAAGAAAAUCUACGCUGAUCAAUUAGAAAAGGAAAUUCAAAGAGUGGAAGAGGAGUGUGCUCAGGCGUGCAGGAAGACCAUGCAGGAAAAAGAGGAAAAAAUUAAAUUACUGAAGAUGAAAUAUGAUGAAAAACUAAGAAGUGUAAGGGAGGAGGCCGAGAAGAAUAUCUUCAGCCAAAUUUUUGAUGGAAUUAUGAAGUUGCUUUUAAAAGUAUAUCAUUUGUUCAAGAAGCCAUAAUUUUUUCUCAAUUUACCAUGAUUCGUUCAGCAUCUCUCCAGCUCACUCCCUACUAUUUUCCAGGCCUGCCCUUCCCCAUAAAUACCAACAAAUUUAAGAAACUGCAAAAUUGCUAUGCUUGAGCAGUAAUUCAUUGUACAUGGUUUAAAGACUCUAAUACGAGGAAUUUCAAGACCAAAAUGCAUCCUCUAUUGAGUGUUAGCACCACCUGUGAAGCGCAUUAUGUCGGCCCCACGUGAGCUUUUUGCACCUGUCAGUGAAGCAUCAGAUUCCUCCAGCGGCAUUGCUCUGUGGCUUGUGGAGAUCUGCGAAUUGACCAAGUCUCUUGUUUUUCUCCUUCUCUUUCCUUUUCUAGGUGCUAACUUAAAAUUCCCCAGACUAUAAAAUAAAAUGGCUUCUGUACCAGAUAUUUCCCUUUUCCCCCUGCAGAUCCACUCUCUACCCUUCUCCAUCCUUCUCUUGCCCUGCCAGGCUGAUCUGUAGGGACCACAUCAGUGGGUUCCAUUGUCCUCUGAUUUCCACUUGAGCUCUGCCCAUGGGAAGGUCCGCAGAGGAUCUGUGGAGCUGGGAGAAGUAGACUAGGGUAUUUAAUCUCCUGGAUCCCUCUCCACCUGGUCAUAUCUGACCAGCUGCUAUCCUCGACUGGAAGUCCGGCCAUAGGCACCAGUGGCUCUCAGAUCUGCACAGUAAACUAGCUCCUGUGUAGGAGACUCUUCACGCCAGGUCUGUGCUGUGUCUGCAGCACAACUUUUGACGGUUUCCAGGGAUCGAAACUUGACCUGGGGGGUUUCAUUUUUCAAAAAUGCCCCAAUCUGGUGAUUAGGGUAAGUGGACAAGCUGUAAGAGGUAGCCAUAAAAUAAAGAGACUAAUUCUCUUUUAGGGUUCCCAACUCCAAAGUCAAUGCCACCUGAAGAGUUCCAGAUAUAUUGUGAGAAGAGGGAAAGGUGUUAGAAUGAGCACCUUAGCUCAAAGGGGGCAAAUUUAACUGACAGUAAAUUUGACCAAAAAAAGGAAAAGCUUGUUACAAUUAAGGAAUAGUUGAAUAUGGAUGCGUAGUCUCUGAUAUGUUUCUUAAAACAUUGGUCUUGUUUACAAUAGGUCUACAUUUAUAGAAAAAUUUAAAGGAAUCAAAUAUUUAAAGGAUCUAAUUUGGGAAAUAGCAAGAAAGUAUUUCCUCCUGUGGGAAUAAUAGUCCAAUUGCUUUCUUUGAUACCUGAAAUUCAAGAGUUUUAUUUACGUAUCUUUUUUUAUCCAUUUAUCUAUAUUUUCAAAUUUAUUGGCAUAAUUUUAUUCAUAGAAUUCUCUUAAAAGUUUUAAAUUUUCCUUGAAUAUAUAGUUGUAUUCCUUUUUUUAAUGCCCAGUAUUUUUAUUGUGUUCACUCUCCUUUUUAUUUUGAUCAGUAUUAGGAGAACUUUAUUAGUCAUUCCGAAGAAUCAGCUUUAGUUUUCAAAUUUUGAUGUUCACGCAUUUGUGCUCUUUUCUGUUUCAUUAAUUUCUGUUCCCAUCUUUAUUGUUUCCUUUCUUCUACGUUCUUUGGUUUUACUCUGUUGUUCUUUUUUCUAACUCUUUAUUUUCAAAUAUAUGUAUUUAAGAUUAUGAAUUUCCCGCUAAAUACUGCUGUAGCUUAGUCCAAAAGUUUUGAUUGUGUUUGUUGUUAUUCAGUUCCAAGUAUAGUUUUAUUCAUUAAAGGAAUUACAAACUCCUCUGAUUUCUAAUAAAAUGUGAAUUCCCUCUA
This is a messenger RNA of Diceros bicornis minor, 2827 nucleotides long. Its product is annotated as GTPase IMAP family member 7-like. Bases 195 to 1091 code for a protein of 298 amino acids. Gene Ontology annotation, molecular function: GTP binding. The record is from RefSeq and is a predicted model, not a curated record. The transcript has 3 exons. NCBI's taxonomy places the organism in Eukaryota, Metazoa, Chordata, Mammalia, Perissodactyla, Rhinocerotidae.